AUGGCACCAAAGCGCAGAGUUACUGAAGAUUCGGUUUACUUGCCACCAAAGAAGCUUCGUACAGGUGCUGCGGAGGUCAAGACACCUGACCCCGACUACGCUUCGGACGAUUCUGGCGACUACAAGGUCAAUUACACGGACAAUGGGACCCUGAGGGCGGAGAGCGAGGCCCGACGCCAAUGGAACUAUGUUUGCCCUACGUGUGCCCAGCGCUUCAACAGACCGUGUCGCCUCGAAACGCAUAUGCGAAGUCACAACAAGGAGCGCCCAUUUGCCUGUGUCGAACCGGGAUGCGACAAGACGUUUCCGCGCAAAGACCACCUGCAACGUCACCUCAAGAAUGCCCAUAGCGACCCGGCCACCGAGCGAACCUUCGUAUGCGACUGGAACGGGUGUGGGAAGAGUUUCACCUCCAAUGGACGGCUACAGAGGCAUCGGGACGUUCACGGAUCCAAGUUCUACUGCACUGAAUACCCACCAUGCAAUGAAGCUUUUAGGAAGGCAAAGGCGCUGGAGGCGCAUGUCAAGAGUCAGCAUCUAGAGAUCAAGCCGUACGCUUGCGCUCAUGUGGAUGAAGAAACAGGCGAGAAGUGCACAAGCGGGUUCCAAACCGAGGGUGCCUUGCGACGCCACAUGGAAAGGGCGCAUGUUGAUACUCGAGAGCAGGGUCACUUUUGCAUGCUGUGCAUGGCCGCCAAUAACGAGGCGAAAACGGCAGCGACCGAGUCUGACGAUACCUUCAAUCCACCAUCUUUCGCGACAAAAGAAGAGCUUGAAGCGCACACAACCGAAUGUCACCCACCUGUAUGCGCCCAGUGUGGCCAACAGUUCAAGAGCGCAUCCACACUCAAGACGCACUUUGACAACGUGCACGGCGAUCCGCAAAACCAACCACAGUACCCUUGCCCAAGACUAGGCUGCGACAGUAUCUUCAAUCGCAAGCACAACCUCAGCGUACACAUCCAGACUGUUCACGACAAGCAGUUCAGGUACUCUUGUACAUCGAACGCUCUCCAGAACUCGAAACACGCAGAUCUCAAGGCCUGGAACGGAGAAAACGCAUGCGGUGCUUCGUUCAAAGCCAAGUCAUCCCUCGACCAACAUGUCCGGACACAUCACCUUGGCCUUGGUAACCGCAAGGAACUCCGAAAGGCCGCCAAAUCGAAGAAGAAGCCAGAGCCAUCCAUGCUUACUAUGCUUACCGGUGUGGGCUACGAGCAAGGCCGCGACGUACCUUGUCUGGUCAAGACAUGCGAGUACCGUUUCUACAUGGACCGCGAUCUACGCCGUCACUUGCGCGCAGAGCACAACAUUCCCGAGGACGAGGUAGAAGAGCUGAUUCAAGAGAGAGACGCUGUCAGCGGAGGACAGUUCUGGAUUGGUGGCUUCGACGAUUCAAUGAACAUGUUCGACUCUGCUACGCCUAGCAUGCCGGAGACGCCCGCCCCGUACUUUACAGAAGGUGCGCCCACAUUGCCUUAUCCUGAUACGAAGAGUUCGGAUCUCCCACAUUGCUUCUUCGACCAGCAAUUCGAUCAUCUUUCGCUGCUCAACGAACAAGCGGAGUUGGAUAUGCAGAUGGGGUUGGGCAACUUGCCUCCGCCUGUAGAUCCUCACGGUGGUGUUCACUGGGACAUGCUUGCGCCGGUUGAGCAGUACAACAGCGACCCUAUCCUUCGCUAA
Molecule: messenger RNA, 1683 nt
Organism: Pyrenophora tritici-repentis Pt-1C-BFP
Lineage: Eukaryota; Fungi; Ascomycota; Dothideomycetes; Pleosporales; Pleosporaceae
Product: Zn-finger protein
Biological process (GO): regulation of transcription by RNA polymerase II
Cellular component (GO): nucleus
Source: RefSeq, a predicted model, not a curated record